Molecule: messenger RNA, 1205 nt
Organism: Triticum urartu
Lineage: Eukaryota; Viridiplantae; Streptophyta; Magnoliopsida; Poales; Poaceae
Source: RefSeq, a predicted model, not a curated record
ACCCGAACGGACGAACGCAAACCCCGGUCUCCGCCUGCCCCAAUCCCCACUCCAGGCCGUCAUCCCCAACCCACCAUGAGGACGAGGAUGCCGAGCUCAGGCGGCGGCGCUGGUCCGGGCCUCCGAGGGAUCAGACCGUCCUCCGUCGACCUCUGCUUCCUCUUCCUCAAGACCUUGGCCUCCUGGUGCAGGGAGACCGCAGCUCCGCGCUCGUAGGCCUGCCCAAUCCUCCUCUUGCUCCUCGCGCUGCUCUUCCCUUCCCCCGCCCCCGCCCCCGCCAGUGCCGCCUCGCUGUCCCCGCUCGCGGCCAUCUCCAACGCCUCCUCCCACGCCUACGUCCACCCCUGAUGCCACCUUCUUCGAUGCGACGUCGUCGACACCGUCGCCAACAAGUACGGCUGGGACCCCGUCACGGAGGUCCGGGUCUGGCCGCUCAACACCGAGGGCGCGCUCGUCGGCGCCGUUCAGCGGUACGAGUUCCGCGCCGGUGCGGGGGCGCCGCGGUCGCGCUGGCACGGGCCUCUGACGGGGCCGUCAACUGGAGCCGCCCCGACGCCCCCGCGGUGGAGGAGGUGGUCUGGCCCGACGGGGUCGACUUCGUCGCCGGCGACGGCGCCCUGGCGUUCGGCACCGGCGUCAGGGACAUGGACAUAGUAGGCCCGUUCGAGCUGGUGGUCUCCGAUGGCGCUGGCGGGGGCCUCGCAGAGCUCCAGCUGCCGUCGGUGUCCUGUCUCCGGCGUUCUUGAGCACCAUUGGGUCGAGGAAGGAGAAGCCAUCCUAUGGACUAGAACAGUUUGUGUGAGAUUUUAUUUUCUGGUGGGUUUAUUAGCUGGCUUGGAAAUGCUCCCUUGACAUUGUCCCAUUCAUCAACACAAAGAUUGUCAGCCUUUACCCAAUUGCAAGAUCUUCAGAAUAAAAAAGGGGAGACUGAGACCGGUAGAAAAGAGAUUCUUCAGUGUUAGAGUUGUGUCGAAUAUUGUGUACAAGGUAGGUUACAGUUGGACUUAUGAGUUGUAUUGUGUUUACAUAGGAUGUGGAGUCGUGUCCUAGUAGGACACUUGUAUCCUAGGCCUCUCAUAUAUAGCGGGGGUAGACACACGAUGUAACCAUAUGCCAACAUAAUAGCAUCGGAACGCAGGGAAGCCGGCGACAUGUGCCGGUGUCCAGGGCGACCGGGUGCGGUAUUGUAGCGGUGUCACGGGGAA